CAAGUCGAUGUGUGUGGAUUACAGGGAUGCUGUGAAAUGGGGGUGGACCAAAAUGUUGAGUGACAUUCCUCGGGACGCCCUCCUCCGCCCUCUCACCCGGAAUGAGGUGGUGGGGAUGUUGGUGAGACUGACCAUCUUUGGAGCUGCAACAUAUUACAGCAUCAAAUGGGUGGUGGAGGCUUUUGACCCGACACAAAAACAAAAAAACCAGGCCAAGAAAAGGGCAGAGCAGUUGAUGAAGCAAAUAGGUGUAGAGGGCGUCAGUCUGACGGAGUAUGAAAUGAACAUCGCAACUCUUCUUGUCGAUCCACGCAGCAUCAAAGUGACCUGGAGAGAUGUUGCUGGACUAGAUGAGAUCAUCUCAGAGCUGCAAGACACUGUCAUCUUGCCUUUCCAGAAACGUCACCUCUUUUGUGGUUCCAAACUCUUGCAACCUCCCAAAGGUGUACUAUUGUAUGGGCCACCAGGAUGUGGAAAGACUUUAAUUGCGAAAGCAACAGCGAAAGCAUCUGGAUGCCGCUUUAUUAAUCUCCAGGCCUCCAUUGGGGUUAGUGAAUUUUUUGAAAGAAAUUACUCACCAAAUCAGCGUGUAUUCUCACUGGCUGUCAAGAUUCAGCCCUGCAUCAUUUUCAUUGAUGAAAUAGAUUCAUUCUUGAGGAAUCGUUCCAGUAUGGACCAUGAGGCCACCGCUAUGAUGAAAGCCCAGUUCAUGAGUCUGUGGGAUGGACUAGACACAAACGCAAGCAGCCAGGUAAUGGUGAUGGGGGCCACAAACAGACCACAGGAUGUGGAUGCAGCAAUACUGCGCAGAAUGCCCACAACCUUUCAUGUAGGCCUGCCUAAUGCAGCUCAAAGAGAAGAAAUCCUUAGACUUAUUCUGUCUGGAGAAAAUUUAAGUAAUGCAAUUAACCUGAAAGAAAUAGCGGAUCAAACCGAGGGCUACUCCGGCAGUGAUCUGAAAGAGCUUUGCAGGGACGCUGCCAUGUACCGCGUUAGAGACUAUGUCCGCAAACAGCAGAUGAAACAGAUCGCACAACAGUUCCAGCUGGAUGAAGAAGAGCAUGUGGACAGCACGCAGCUGAGGCCCGUGACUCAACUGGACCUGCUGUUUGGCCUAGAUAAGAUGAGAGAAUCCAAACAGGCCACAGCUACAGCUGACCCAGCAAAUCUGAGAGAGGUGCCUCUGGACUGAAAACCUCUCACUUUACACGCUCAUACACUCAUUUUAUCUCUCUCACUUCUUUCUUUCUGCCUCAUCUUUUGCCUUUCCUUUUUAAAUUAUUUUUCUUCGUCUUUCACAUUUGUUACAUCUUAAACAUUUUAAGUUUGCACUAUAAUGAAUUUACCGUCAGAUACUCAAGACAGUAACCAUGUGCAUAUUUAUAAUAACA
Sinocyclocheilus rhinocerous is the source of this 1391-nucleotide messenger RNA. RefSeq names its product ATPase family AAA domain containing 1a (gene atad1a). Gene Ontology annotation, biological process: extraction of mislocalized protein from mitochondrial outer membrane. Gene Ontology annotation, molecular function: ATP hydrolysis activity; ATP binding. The record is from RefSeq and is a predicted model, not a curated record. The transcript is spliced from 11 exons. Lineage: Eukaryota; Metazoa; Chordata; Actinopteri; Cypriniformes; Cyprinidae. Gene Ontology annotation, cellular component: mitochondrial outer membrane. The coding region runs from base 8 to 1192 and encodes 394 amino acids.